This is a messenger RNA of Daktulosphaira vitifoliae (grape phylloxera), 1360 nucleotides long. Its product is annotated as platelet-activating factor acetylhydrolase IB subunit alpha2-like. The record is from RefSeq and is a predicted model, not a curated record. The transcript is spliced from 4 exons. NCBI's taxonomy places the organism in Eukaryota, Metazoa, Arthropoda, Insecta, Hemiptera, Phylloxeridae. The coding region runs from base 412 to 1092 and encodes 226 amino acids.
UUAUAUUAAGUAGUCUGAAUAUUACUAAAAUAUUAUCAUAUAUUCAAUUGUUUUUAUCUAUCUAUAUUAAGAUUCUAGAAGAUAAGUUUGGUAAAUUAGCCACUUAAAUAUGCGAAAACAUUUCUAUUUUUUACCACCCUUGAUCGUGUGUUACAGUUAAUACGUUUUUAUAGGUUAUCUUAAUUUAUAUUAUCAAAUGUUUUUUAACAGUUAACUAUUUGUUACAGCCAAGUUUGUAAUAAUUACAUUCAUUUGAAUUGCAUAAAUUUAAAAAAUUUUACUGAAAAUCCCAACGACUUGUCAAUUGUUAAUUAUUAUUAAUUAGUUACUAUACGUCUUUAUUUUCUAAUUUCUAUUUAGUUUAUUUAAAAUAGUUUUUGUUCAAAUUUAUUACACUUAUCUUGUUUAAAAAUGAAUUCUUGUAUAAUUCCCUGUGUUCCUGAAGACCCUCAAGGUGAUAACAGAUGGAUGAGUCAACAUGAACGACAUGUAUCAGAAGCCAAAGAACGCGAACCUGAUGUUAUAUUAAUCGGUGAUUCAAUUAUACAACAAUUACAGUUACGUCCCAUAUGGAAUGAUUUAUUUGAACCGUUGCAUUGUUUGAAUUUUGGAAUUGGUGGAGAUUUAACUCAAGGAGUCUUAUGGAGAAUUCAAAAUGGCAUUCUUGAUAAUAUUAAACCAAAAGCGUGUGUUUUACAUGUUGGAACUAAUAAUUUUGGUAAUACUCCACAAGAAAUAUCGGAAGGAAUUCUUACAAUUGUUAAUGAAAUAAAAUCUAGAUUACCAGACUGUUAUAUUAUAUUAUUGGAUUUAUUACCAAGAGGUGCAAAACCUAAUCAAUUACGUGUUCGAAAUUCAAAAGUUAAUGAAAUUAUUCAUGAAAGAGUUAAACUUAUACCACGAUUAGAAGUAAUAACAGUGAACACUGGAUUAUUGCAAUCUGAUGAUACACUUAGUGCACAAGAUAUGCUGGACUAUUUACAUCCUACUGAUUCUUGCUAUCGUAAAAUUUUUGAACCUGUGCAUGAAUUAUUGUUACAUAUUCUUGGAGAAGCUAAAGAUGUUGAUAAAGAAGUAGUUGGUACUCAAUAAGUUAUGCUUAUAUUUUAUGUGCACAUCAAAUGUACUUUUUUUUUUAUUGUGAUCAUUGCAGUAUGAUAUUUUUGUACUUUUUAGCUUAAUAUCAUUGUUAAUUUGAGGGGUCUUGGAUAUUUUUGUAUUUUGUUCCUAACUUAAUCUAGACUGCUUGUGAUAAGUAUUAAAUGUAUUAAAUUAAAAAAAAAUUGAAUCACUUUCCUUAGUCAUUGAUAUAAUUAUUGUGCAACUAAAAUAAAAUAAAUAAUUUAAUUAUUACUAUUUA